AUGCCAUCUGUCUGCGAUCCACCAAGUGCUAAUAAUCGAGUUUUAAAGAGGUCUUACGCCGUUACUUUAUCAGCGACGGAUCGAUCGAGUAUAUCAGGGACGGUUGGGUCACAGGAAAGGAAAACGAGGCAACGCCAGGACGAAAUUGCUCCACAAGGUUCGAGAUAUCGAGGUUCAAGCCGAAAAUAUUCUAAGAUGCCGUCAGCAGCGGGCCCAAGAAUGUACGAGAACCAUAUUCCUUCGUUCAUGUCCGUUUAUGACAUGGACUCGAGCCCAAGGGAUAACACAACUGCAUCUGCGCCUCCAAAAAUUACGGCAACGUCUUAUCAGACCCAGCUGCCAUCACAGCAGAAACUACCAGACUCACAUCUUACCCAUCAAGGCUCGAAUCAACUCCCAAGCCAUUCUCAGCAGGAGAACGGCAAAUCACAGCCACACGGACACCAACACUGCGAGAGCACAUCAACUCAGACUUCAGAUUCCACAGAUUCUUCCCCAACAACCACAAUAUCAACGAUAGACUCAGUUUCACUCUCGGAUCCUUCGCCGUCUUCUUCUCCCGAAUCUCCAAUUACUCUUGUGCCACUUUCAUCUUUCACGGGAGGAUCAUUUGGACUUGACGCAUUCCAAAGCUUAAAGAUGGGGGAUCUGAACCCGGUACGGCCGCCAAUGAGUAACGAGCGGCCGAUGACUUCUCCGUCGCCAAGGAAAUUUAAGAAUCCAAAAAGCCUUGCUCUGAAUUUAGGUGGAUUAAGUGCCACGGCUGAAUCUCGCAACUCAGAACCGUCUUCCCCUUCAUUUAUCAAGCCACCGCCUCUGAAGCCGCGGAAAAAGCCAAGUUUAUUGAGUUUGAAUACCGGAACAGCUAAUGCCUCGGCGGGCGAAGCGUUAGCGUCACCAAGACUAGCACCGAUGCCAUCGAUGUUGCAACGACGAGGCCUCAAGCAUUCUGUUUCGUCGCCACAGAUGCUAACGACACCUGGCUUUGGUCCGAGCGGAGGUAUGACUUUAGGCAUGAGCAAACCAAGGGGGGUUGGGCCUUCGAGAUUCAAGGAGUCAUCUCUCCAGACGAAUACGUUCGCAAUCAGCGAAGAAGCUGAUCAUGAGCCCUCGCCGCCUACCCAGAUGGCUACGAGAAUACCUGGCGUAAUGGUGGGAGGGGAUAGCUUUGACAGACCCAACUCUGGGGAGGAUGCGAAAUCACCGUCUUAUCCCAAUGGCCCAAUAUUGAUGUGGGAGCCAAGCGUCCAUCUUUACAUGGAGCCAAACGCCGAAGAGGCAUGCGAGUUUGAUUUAGUGAUUAACGUAGCCAGGGAAGUCAAGAAUCCCUUCAACAACGUACCAAAAGAGCAGACAGCUGGAGCUGGCAAUCACGCUACUCUCACUCAUAACCCUAAGCCCGUUGAUUCGGCAGAUGUUCCACCAGAUACCGCAGCUUCAAUGCUUUCUUUCAGGACAGCUUUCGAGACACAGCCUCCCAGCUCCACCGACUCUUCCCCAACUACACCAAGGCCCAUGAUGGAACCGCGCGAGCCUGAAUAUAUUCACAUGCCAUGGGAUCAUAAUACAGAUGUCAAGGAUGAGUUAUGGGAUCUGUGCGAGAAGAUUGAUACUCGAGUGAAGGAAGGAAAACGAGUCCUGAUCCAUUGCCAGCAAGGGGCCAGUCGAUCCGCAACUCUCGUCAUCGCUUAUGGCAUGUACAUCCAUCCAGAGCUAAAUCCAACCCAAGCCUACCAAAAAGCUCAAGAAAAAUCGAAAUGGGUCAAUCCGAACAUGUCACUCUUGUUCUCCUUGAACGACUUCAAGAAAAUCCUGGACAGCAAGAAGAACGAGACAGCGACAACCGCCAAAAGGACUACCAUUAGUAGGCACCGGCCGACGUUGUCCACAGGUACUAUCGACCUGCCAUCCACACCAUCUCGAGCAAGGGGAAAUUCUACACCUGGUGUAACUGCCCGCGAAGCAGCGACCGAUGCAAAAGAAAAGGACGUUCCUGCCAGUGACUCCGCCAUCUCGCGCUUUUCGGAUUUCGAUUUUGGUUUCAAUAAGCAACCUCAAAUCCAGCCUCAUUUUCGCCACGAGGCUCCGUCUGAAGAUGAUUGGGAGGCUUUAAUGUCACCUCGUGUAUCGGAAAUGACACAAAAUCCAUUCAACGUGUCCCCGAAACCAAAAGCUGAACCUUUUGGUACCGGAUUUGGACAGCCCUCUGUUGAAGCUGAAUCAGAACCAGCAUUGUUCUCACCACGAGCAUUCGAAUUUCCCCAAUCCUCAUUCUUUCCAACACCACCCCCUCAGCGAGUCACACCUGCCGUUGUUAGGGAUCCUCGUAGUCCUCCGACCAAGGGUGAAGCUCCCAUAAUUCGAUCAAUAGACGAUUUUCUAUGA
This is a messenger RNA of Glarea lozoyensis ATCC 20868, 2385 nucleotides long. RefSeq names its product (Phosphotyrosine protein) phosphatases II. Gene Ontology annotation, biological process: negative regulation of MAPK cascade; protein dephosphorylation. Gene Ontology annotation, molecular function: protein tyrosine/threonine phosphatase activity; MAP kinase tyrosine/serine/threonine phosphatase activity. Lineage: Eukaryota; Fungi; Ascomycota; Leotiomycetes; Helotiales; Helotiaceae. Bases 1 to 2385 code for a protein of 794 amino acids. The transcript has a single exon. Gene Ontology annotation, cellular component: cytoplasm; cytosol; nucleus. The record is from RefSeq and is a predicted model, not a curated record.